CAUCUACGUGCCGCUGGGAGGUUCUCGCCACGGUCUUCUUUACCAAAUGUUAUCCACUGGCCUUGCGUUCGGGUUCGUCUGCCUGUGGCACGGCGGCCAUGACUACUUGCGAUACUGGGCCCUGAUGAAUUGGGUCGGAGUUGUGGUGGAAAGCACACUGAAGUCUGUCUUUGCCUCAUCUUACAUUCAAUCCAUUGUUAAGCGAAAUGUCUCUCCGGCGAUAGAGAGGCGUUGCAUUGCCCUUCUCUCUGCCUUCUCCACCGCCAUGCUCAUCCUCUCUAAUCUGGUGUUCCUCGGGGGGAUACAUGUUGGCAGAAUCUUCUGGAAGCGUGUCUUCGUUCAAGGUUGGUCCAACAUUGCCCUGCCUAUGCUGGCUUUCCUCUACUGCUUUGCUCAGAUUGGACUGGAGUGGACUUCUCGCCCACCAUGAGGAACCUUGACUUUGUAUCGGAGGCAGAAUCCCCCGAAUGCGACCUGCUGAGUCCGGAGCCUUGUCCUCACCAGACAGAGGCUCUGUGGCACACCUGGCUCUCCUCCACAGAGCGUCCUAAACCUGGCUGAAGUGCAGCAGAGCAGACACUUUCACAACCUGCAAGGCCGUGCUAAAUCUGCCUGUAAGCUAAGACUUAACGGAUCACUGCGGAUUCUCCCUGAGGAGUUUCGUGGAAAAUGAAAGUGCACAUAAGCUGUAAUUGACUCAAAUUCAGGGCAUUUCCAAUAUGAGCCCUUACAGUGUCAAAGCAUGUUUUCUACACAAUAAACUACACUGAAUCACUGUUAUUCUAAGAAACUGUAAAUUCAAAUAUGGAACCUAAAUCUGUUUGGUAAAAUGACUUUGAUAAAGUAUUGCUUAGUGGUGCGGUAAGCUGGAGAAAUGCAAAUUUCUAAUUUACCGUCCUCCUUUAGCUCGCCACUAAAGCGUUUGUUUAUUCAAAGGUGCAGGCACAGAAUGCUCAAUGGAGCAGCAGGGAACCUGAUCAAUGUCAUUAUUCCACUUACAGAUGCAAUUUAGGUAAAGUAGGAUGACACUAAUAUUUAUAGAUGUAUUUUUUAAACACUUCCGAUGGACUACUAACUUUUCUUUCAGCACAGUAACAAUGAUAGAUGACAUGUAUCCACUGGAAUGCAGAUAAAAGGAAAAAAAAA
Molecule: messenger RNA, 1146 nt
Organism: Notothenia coriiceps (black rockcod)
Lineage: Eukaryota; Metazoa; Chordata; Actinopteri; Perciformes; Nototheniidae
Product: protein-cysteine N-palmitoyltransferase HHAT-like
Exons: 3
Coding region: 47-430 (127 amino acids)
Biological process (GO): protein palmitoylation
Cellular component (GO): endoplasmic reticulum
Molecular function (GO): palmitoyltransferase activity
Source: RefSeq, a predicted model, not a curated record